Argiope bruennichi is the source of this 4818-nucleotide messenger RNA. RefSeq names its product four-jointed box protein 1-like. The transcript is spliced from 7 exons. Bases 706 to 2340 code for a protein of 544 amino acids. NCBI's taxonomy places the organism in Eukaryota, Metazoa, Arthropoda, Arachnida, Araneae, Araneidae. Gene Ontology annotation, biological process: cell-cell signaling. The record is from RefSeq and is a predicted model, not a curated record.
AUGUGCAUUGUGUUUGUUCAUCGUCUCUAAAAUGUUCAUUAGGGUGCUGAUUCAUACCUCCGGCGAGGAAAAGUCGUUUGGUGAAAACGUCGGCCUUUAGUGCUUAUUGUGUUUUAGGGUGGAUGGAACAUGCACAUGUUACUAGGGGCGUAAAAAUGUUUCCGUAGUUGCUGUAAGCAUCUGCUUGAGCUCAAGUCGAGAUGAUUUACAACGACUCUCAGUUUUAUUGCUGUUCUGAAAAGUCUUUUUAAAUAUAACUUCUCGCAAUCGUUUUAGAUUAUGAAGUUGGUUCAUUUUCAGAAUGAAAAGGUUUCGCAUUGCAGUUUUUAAAAUUUAUGGAGAAACUGCGGCAACACUUUCCUGGUGCAAUUUAUAUUAUUACUGAACAAAGACAUGCUGGUAAUUACGUGUAUAACUUAUUUUACUGUUUGAAAUAGCGAAUUAUGUUUGGACAUUAGAUUAAAAAUAUUACAGGAUUUAUUUUGUACUUAUUAUGAAUCUACUUUGCUGUGUUCCACUAGUGUAUUUACCUGAAACGUAUUUAUGGAAAAUAAUACAUUUGUCGAAUCUUACAAAGGUCUUUAAAGGUGAUUACAUCCUUCAGCGAUGCAUCUUCAUCGGAUUUGAUGGAUGACGACGAUUAAAGAUGAAGAAAGCCAUUCUUCAUUGUUCUUUUGUUCAUCGCCUUCAUAGAAGCAAGAGAAAAUGAAAAUGAUGAUUUACAAAAUUCACAUGCUGCGGGUGCUUGCUGUGUUUGUUUCAUUUUUGACUUUGAUCUCCGUCUUGAUCUUCCUGAAUCCUCCUCAGAAAUGCAUCCAGGUCUCGGUUUCUGUGCAAGAAUGGCAUCCAUACCACGUCAAACGAACCCGGAUUGUACAGGCUUUGGAUGAAAAUGUGCCAUCGUCGAAACCUCAUCCAAACUUCAUCGUCUCCUCUGCCAAAGUCAGUUUCAACACGGAUGCCUUCUUCAGGACUCGACUUGUACAGCACGAAAGCAAUGACGAUGACUUGGAAGAUCAGGGAAAUGAGGGCGAUGACAUCAUCGAUGAAGCUUACGAUGAUGAUGAUAAUGACGGUGAUUAUUAUGGUGACUUUCCAGAAAACAAAGUGUUCGAAGAUGGUGAUUUCGAUUACAAUGAGACUCGCCACCUGGACUUUGGUAUCAUCACCCAGAUGUUUGAGGCUUACAAAAAUAGUGUGAAUUCAUCUCCUUUGUUAAAAGUGUUUUAUUAUUCUAGUCAAAACAAUAUUUAUGUUAAUAUAUCGUCCACUUCACCGAACUUCGAUAGAAAGAUAAAUACGGACAGACCUAGGAAUAUUACUCUCAUUAAUAUAGAAGGGGUGCCAAUUGUGGAAGAUCGAAUAUUUUGGUCUGAUGAGCUAGAGAAGAAUUCGCCAAAAGGGCUUGAAGAUUCCGAAGCUCAAGCCGCUCUAUUGAAACUCCGCGCUUCCCGAGUUAAACGAGUGGAAGCGCCCACGUGGAACCGAUGCGGAAGGCCUAAAAAUCAGUUCGUCGUUUUCGAUGAUAACUCCAAAGCUUGUGCUAGGUAUAGGGCACCACACCAAUAUCUGGUUCAAGGAGAAGUUUUGUCCUUCUACUUGGCUCGAUUGUUGGGCAUCACCAAUGUUCCCGCUGUUGCUUUAUCAGCCGUGAAAGAUUUCCGGGGACAGUGGAACAGACAGAAUGUAAAGCAGAAUCUUAUGGCUUCAAAAUGGGACAAUAAUUCUACUGUAGCUUUAAUUCAGUGGAUUGAAAAUUUGGAAAGAGACAAAUUACCAUCUUUAUUACUGUCAUCUCUAAUGCAUAAUGAGAUCCUUUCUGCUAAUAAUGGAGAGUUACUUACAUUACCGGUGAAAAAAUUAGUGGAAUUACUACAGUGGAGCGAUCUCAUUAUCUUCGAUUACAUUACAGGAAAUUAUGACAGAGUUGCUAGCAUGCAGGACGCAGCUGACAAAGAAAAAAAACCAUCAAUCAUGCAAGAAACAAUCCAUAAUCUUGUCCGCUCGAAAAUUGACGGUGGGCUCUGGCUCAUUGACAACGAAAGUGGACUUUUGGACAGCUAUUCUCUUCUGUAUGGCCCAGCCGGACAAGAUGGUCGAUUCUUGGCCUUCCAUCAGCAGAUGCUCAACUCCACCUGUCUUUUCAGAAGAUCCACUAUUGAGAGGGUGCGGUGGUUGCAUCAAACCGGGCAGGCUGGACGCAUCUUGUUGGAUUUAGUAACACAGCUGGAACCCCUCUUCGCCCCCGUAGAAAGGGCUGAAGAAGUUUCUGGAAGGCUGCAGGGGAGAAUAGGAGAGGUUAAUGAACAUGUGCAACGUUGUCUUAAAUUCGUUUCUUAAAAAAAAUCCCAAUUCUUCAAACCGAAAGCUUGGGAAAGAUACAUUUUUUGGAUGUGUAUUAAAUGAUGUAAUUCAAGGGUGUCAAACUCAACUGUUGGUGUAUGUCAAAUAAAAUGAGCCUAAAUAGAUGCCUUAGUACAAAAAGGGAACAAAUAUUAAGAUUUUUUUUUAAAUCUAAAAACGAUAGUUUAAUUAGAAAGCACAUUAUUAAAGAAAAAUCGAAGCAACGCUAUUAGUGUUUUUUUUUUUUUGACACAUGACAUCUUUUUUCAGAUACCUUCUUCCUAAAUCAAUGAUUAUCUUGUUCUUGUUAUUGCUUUUAAAUCUGAACCAAGGUGUAUGCAGAGUUUCACGAUCCUUGAUAAUUCCUGAAAAACCCCUUGAAUUUUAUUUUGCUGUAUUCUGGGUCCCGAAAAGUAUUUUGUUUUUCGCUAGGUUCUUGAAGAGUCCUUCAAAAAUUGACUAAAUAUAAGCUCAUUAUUUUUUUGGAAGAGAAGAGAAAAUUGAUUUGUUGCUAAGUUUUGUCUUAAAAUUAUGGAUAUAUUUGUGCAACCAAUAAUUGUUUGUGUCAAACCAGCAUCUAGUAGUAUCUGGCUUAUUGACUGCACGUUAAACAUAACAGGUGUCUCUUCCCUUAAACAUCUCAAAAUAGCAAACAAUUUAGUAAAAGUACAGUUGAAUUUUAAUGUAAAAAUUUUUGAUUUAAAUUUAUCAUUUGCAUUUUUAUAUUUUAAAUGUGUAAUUUUUAUGAUCCUUGAAUUUUUAUAAAUUUUUUUUGGAAAGUCUUGAGGUGUUUUGUCAUUAAAAAUGGGAACCCUGUCAUGCCCCCUUCAGUCGUUAAUCUCACAGAAUUUAGAACAGAAGAAUUUUAGUACCGUCAACUGCUUCCGAAAAUAAAAAUAAUUCAUAUGCCAGUUUCUAAGCUUUGCAUACUUCACUCGCAGAUAUUGAUAAAAAGCAGAUCGAAUUUCACAGAUUGUUCCCUUCAAAUGUAAGCAAUAUUAGAUCUUGAUUUCCUCAUUUGUAUAUGAUUAGGUACUACUUCUAUAUCAGCGGAAAAAACGAAAAUGACACAUGAAACUUGUCUUUCGAGAUUUAAAAUCUUCAAAAAUAUUAUUUAAAAUCUUGAUAUUGUACUGUUAUUUUUUCUGGCAUCCAACAAUGUUCAUUAUUGACGUGAGUUUGACAACCUUAAUGUAAACCUUACUAAGAAAUUAUCCAAAGCUUAGUUUGUUGAUAUGGAUUUGCUAUAUUUUUCAGCUACAAAUCGCACAAUUUUUUAUGGACUUACGCGCUUUGAAAUAAACACAGUUUUCAGAAUUGCGGCAUUAUUUAUGUAUUAACUACAAUGUAAAUAAAUUUCCAAAAUUUUUAUUAUUAGUAUUUAAGUAUGAUUGCUUAAAUGUUUAGAUAUUAGAUUUCCAAACAUUGUAAUUAUGAAAUUGAAAAAUUCAUCUCUAUUUAACAUAAUUUGCUUCAUUUCAGUUCCAUGGACUGUACUUUAGUCUCAUACAAAAUUAUAUUUUUGAUGUCUUCAUAUAACUUAAUAUCACCUUUUUUUAUUUCUGACUCUUUGCUAUUAACAAUUUUCACAGUAACAACGUUGUUUGGAUAUAAUGGCACACUUGGAAAAUACUUCCAAUUCAUCCAAAAAAAGCAAAAAUCGUUUUAAAAAUUUCUAGUGUACAGUUUUCUCCCUUUUUUCUUUUUUAAUGUUUUGUCAGAACCAUAACUAAUUGUAAACAAUACUGUCGCCAGAUUAUUAUCUAUUUAUACUUUUAAUUAUAUGAAUUGCAUUAAAAAGUUUAAUUUCUCCAAAUUGUUUUUUUAUAGAUUUUUUUUUUGGUACUAGUAAAUUUGUAGUAUUUAGUUCGAUACUACUACAUUUAUAGUAUCUAGUUUGAUACUAGUAAAUUUCUUAUUCUGUUUUAGUAAUCUUUUUUGUUCUGAAACUUAUAACUAUUUCCUUGCUCAACAGAAAAGCUCAUUGCUAAAAAAAAUUUCGAGUCACUGUCUCUAAAUCUACAAUAGUAUUAUCUAGGCAUCGAGAUUGCCAAUAGAAUAAAUUAGUUUAAUAUGACACUUUUUAAAUUCCCAUAUUAUGAAAGUAAGAAGGAUUAAUACCAUUUAUAAGAUGGCGAACUUUAAUAUUUUCUUCAAAGUAUUUCAUGUUUAUUUUUUCUGUUUUGUUAUUCCAUUUUCAUACGCCAUCAUAAAUCAUGCCUGAGAGUCCAAUUGUAUAUACACAUUUCUAAAAAAUAACAAUUUAGUUUCUUCACUGAACGGUUUCUUCAUAUUCAUCAAUUAUAUUCAGAUAAUUAUCCAUGGAAUGUAUAUUCGAACAUAUGUAUGAAUAUUUUACAUCGAAAAAGAUAUGUUAUUUGUGAAUGGAAUCAUUGAUUGUUCUUUUGUGAUAUUUGUGAGAGUACACUUAUUUAUAUGUAAUUAAUAUGAAAAAUAAAUAUUUUGUACAUUUUU